CCAGUUUGGUUUGAGCUAGUCAGGAGAGGUCCUUAGAAUACUCUGUUGUGCACCAAAAUUAACUCCAUAAAGUUGAGAUUGAUUUAUUUUUUCAAGCCAAGAGAUUUGCGAGAACACUGCAGAAAAGUGUCUGUGUCUUUACUUGCCUUGAUUGAUAAUCUCGCUGCAGUGGUCAGGUUGUGUGACCAGGAGUGGAAGGGGCCUGUGUGUAGCCUAGGAACAGCUCAUUUCCCUGGGGGACACCAGUCUUUCAGUUUGACUGAUGUUCCCAUUGUAGCUCUGCUCCAGGCACUCCUCUGCAAUCUGUGCUCGGAAGGAUCAGUGCUGCUCCUUUGGCCACUGUUUCCUGCAGUUGAGGCUCCUUAGCUGUGUUUUCUGCCUGGAGGCAGCCAUGGAGUGGGACUUGUGGAAGGAGCACAGAUAACAAGCACCCAUCUGUUCUCCUUUUCCAUCCCUUCGGGAUGUCCGGGUGUCCCUGGUUAGAAUUCUUCUCUGGAUAAGAUAGAGGAGGUGUCACUGUGGGGCAGUCAGGGCAGAAAACAAUAGCAGGUCAAGUCUAAAACACAAGAUUGAUCAGUGAGUACAUCCCUGCUGUCAGUCAGGGGCAGAGCUGCUCUGGGGAGGUCAAGGCUGGAGCUGUAGCCCACGUCCCUUCAGCUUCUUCCUCUGAUAAAACUUCCAGGAGAGCAAUCACACUUGCUCUGCUGGAAGCCUGGAGUCAGAAGCUCCACUGAGAGGAAGGCUGCAAGAGCCACAGCCUGUGCAAGGACUUUGAAGCCUCUGUCCCUUGAGUGGUGGCUCUUCCUUGGCUCAGUGGGAUGUUCCAGUACUUGUUUUUCUGCAUUUACUUUGUUGUCCAGCUCCAGCCAGUGUCUUCAAUGGCCCUGGACCCCUGCUCGGCCUACAUCAGCCUGAACGAGCCCUGGAGGAACACGGAGCACCGCAUCAACGGCUCUCACGGGCAGCCCACGUGCGACAGCGGCAUCGACGGCGAGUGGUACCGCUUCACGGGCAUGGCCGGGGACGCCAUGCCCACCUUCUGCAUCCCCGAGAACCACUGCGGCACGCACGCCCCCCUCUGGAUGAACGGCAGCCACCCGCGCCCGGCCGACGGCAUCGUGCGGCGCCAGGCCUGCGCCAGCUUCAGCGGCAACUGCUGCCUCUGGAACGCCAGCAUCGAGGUCAAGGCCUGCCCGGGGGGGUACUUCGUGUACCACCUCAGCAAGCCCAGCGUCUGCUUCCACGCCUACUGCGGCCAUUUUUAUGACAUCUGUGAUGUGGUGGAUUGCCAGGACUCCUGCCUGGACACCAGUGACUGCACGUGUUCCCCGGGUACAACACUCGGACACGAUGGCCAGACAUGCCUUGAUGAAAAUGAGUGUGAGCAGAACAACGGGGGCUGCAGCGAGUUCUGCGUUAACCUGAAGAAUUCCUUCCGCUGUGAGUGCGGGGUCGGGCGCACGCUGGGCAGUGAUGGCAAAACCUGUGAAGAAAUUGAAGGCUGUCACAAUAACAACGGAGGCUGCAGCCAUACCUGCAUUGAAGUGGAAGGCACCUACCAGUGUGAAUGCCCCAGGGGACUUGUUCUGGCAGAAGACAACCACACUUGCCAGGUUCCAGUGCUGUGCAAGUCCAGCUCUAUUGAGGUGAACAUCCCAAAGGACCUGGUUGGAGGCCUGGACCUUUCCCUCAUCAACACUUCAUGCAAAGGCGUGUCCAAUGGCACUCAUGUCAACAUCCAUUUCUCCCUGAAGUCCUGUGGAACUGUUGUAGAUGUAAUCAAUGACAAAAUCAUUGCCACCAACCUGGUGACCGGCUUGCCCAAGCAGACCCCGGGGAGCAACGGGGACAUCAUUGUGCGCACCAGCAAGCUGCUGAUCCCGGUGACCUGCGAGUUCCCGCGCCGCUACACCAUCUCCGAGGGCUACGUGCCCAACCUCAAGAACUCUCCCCUGGAAAUCAUGAGCCGCAGCCAGGGCGUCUUCCCCUUCACCCUGGAGAUCUUCAAGGACAAGGACUUUGAUGAGCCGUACAGGGGUGACCUUCCCACCCUCAAGCUAAGGGACUCCCUGUACUUUGGGAUUGAGCCCCUGGUGCAUGUCAGUGGGCUGGAGACGCUGGUGGAGAGCUGCUUUGCCACUCCCACCUCCAAAAUUGAUGAGAUCCUGAAGUACUACCUGAUUCAAGAUGGCUGUGUUUCUGAUGAUUCCGUGAAGCAGUACACGUCAAAGGACCAUCUUGCCAAGCACUUCCAGGUUCCUGUGUUCAAGUUUGUGGGCAAAGACAACAAGGAGGUGUUCCUGCACUGCCGCAUCCUGGUGUGCGGGGCGCUGGACGAGAGCUCGCGCUGCGCCCAGGGCUGCCGCAGACGCGCGCGCAGGGCGGCCGGGCAGCGCGAGGAGCAGCAGGGCCCGGAGCCUGUUCCCGGGGCAAACCACAUCCUGACAGGAGGCCCCAUCAGGAUUGACUUUGAGGACUGACAGCCACCCUCUGGAACAGCAUCCUUGGCUUUCCUUAUCACUGCCUUCUGUUGUGGUUGGUUGAGAAGCCAGAGGUAUUUGUUAAAGCCCCGCUGGAACCCCAGGACUCAUUUCCUUAACUCUGUGGUGAUUAUUUGUUAAGUGGUUUGGGCCCAUAGGUGGCCCUUGGAGUGUGACCUGGACUGUAGAGCAGUUUGGUUUUAUCUGUGUUUCUCCCCACCAAUCCUUUAGCUGAAGGGACCCUGUUUCUUCGCAGGCCGGAAGUGUUACCCAACUUUGCCUUUCCCUACAUCCACCUACUGGCCCCAGGACUGUUUGUCCUUGACUAAACAAAUGUUAUCCAUGCCCUUCUUGCAUCAGACAGUACAAACAGCAUCAUAGCUGAGUGUGUUUGCUGUGCAGCUCUGUGAGUGAUGCUGAAGAUUUCAGGUGACUGUUAAUAAAAACCUGUAUAAAAUACAUCUCAUCAUGUGUAAGUUCCUUGGAGCAAUGCAAUUGUCAUUACAGGCAGCUAA
Molecule: messenger RNA, 2995 nt
Organism: Zonotrichia leucophrys gambelii
Lineage: Eukaryota; Metazoa; Chordata; Aves; Passeriformes; Passerellidae
Gene: OIT3
Product: oncoprotein induced transcript 3
Exons: 9
Coding region: 819-2480 (553 amino acids)
Molecular function (GO): calcium ion binding
Source: RefSeq, a predicted model, not a curated record